GGCCGCCCGCCCCCCAAAUGAGACCAAGAUGGCGGCGCCCAAGGCGAAGAAGGGAAGCUGAGGGCGUGUGAGGCGUGGCGGCGGGCUCCCGCGCGCAGCUAUUAUAACCUUAAGAAUGCAGUUGGUUUGUCAGAGAGUUGGCACUUGCUCCUUAUGUUUGAAGAGACAACUAAAUGGCUUCCUGGGAUUAAUUAAAUGGCAGAGAAGACUGGUUCCUGCUUGUGUCAGAACUAUUUACAGCGAGACGGGGAAAUGGGAAAAAAGCUAUGGGUUGGAGACAAGAAAGAGAGUUGAAAAUUGGUGGCUCCCAAGAAUAAAGGAUGAGUUCUGCAAAAUUUCAGAAACUGAUAAAUCAAGACCAAAAUUUUAUGUGCUUUCUAUGUUCCCAUAUCCUUCUGGAAAGCUUCACAUGGGCCAUGUUCGUGUCUACACCAUCAGUGAUGCAGUAGCUCGGUUCCAGAAAAUGAGAGGGAUGCAGGUGAUAAAUCCAAUGGGAUGGGACGCAUUUGGCUUACCAGCAGAAAAUGCUGCAAUUGAGCAUGGGCUUCACCCUGCAAGCUGGACACAAAGUAAUAUUCAACACAUGAGGGAACAGUUUGAUGCACUAGGUCUGUCUUUUACAUGGGAAAGGGAAAUAACCACUUGCUUACCAGACUACUACAAAUGGACACAAUAUCUCUUUCUUAAGCUUUUCGAGGCUGGGAUAGUGUAUCAAAAAGAGGCCUUGGUUAAUUGGGAUCCAGUGGAUCAGACUGUUCUAGCUAAUGAACAGGUGGAUGACAAUGGUUGCUCAUGGCGUUCAGGAGCAAAAGUGGAACAGAAAUACCUCAAACAGUGGUUUAUCAAAACUACUGCUUAUGCAAAGGCUAUGUUUGAUGCUUUGUCCGAUCUCCCUGAGUGGUAUGGUAUAAAAGAAAUGCAAGCAAAUUGGAUAGGUGACUGUGUUGGAUGCUCUCUUGACUUCAUGCUAAAGGUUAAUGGUAAAGUAACAGAAGAGAAGCUAGCAGCUUACACCUAUACACCUGAAGCCAUUUAUGGAGCUUCCCAUUUGUAUAUCUUACCGACUCACAGACUGCUGCAUGGGAAUAGCAGCCUCAAGGAAGUCUUUCAGAGAGAAUUCAUCCCAGGGAAAGACUCGCUUACUUCAGUGACAGCUGUGAAUUUGCUUACCAAUCAGGAGAUUCCUGUAGUCAUCUCAGCAAAAAGCGAUUUUGAUAAUUUUCUCGAUACUAAAAUAGGAAUACCUAGUACAAGUGCAGAAGAUGCUGCAGUAGCUAAGAAUCUGGGCAUUUCUUUCACUGAAGUCACUGAAACAUUGCCAAAUGGUUUGGAGAAAGUCAUUAAUUCUGGGCAGAUAACAGGCAUGACUCGUCAGGAGGCUUUAAAAGCUAUUACCCAGCAGGCCAGAAAUAAAGGAAUAGGUGGAGACCUAACAAGUGACAAAUUAAAAGACUGGUUAAUAUCUCGACAGCGGUACUGGGGAACACCUAUUCCUAUCAUUCACUGCCAGACAUGUGGCACUGUCCCCGUACCUUAUGAAGACUUACCUGUGGUGUUGCCCAGCGUAACCACCUUCACAGGAAAGGGAGCCUCACCUUUAGAAACUGCUCCAGAAUGGGUGAACUGUUCCUGUCCGAGAUGUAAGGCAGCAGCACGGCGGGAAAUCGAUACCAUGGAUACAUUUGUUGAUUCUGCCUGGUAUUACCUGAGGUAUACUGACCCUCACAACACGGACAGACCCUUUAGUAAUGACUUAGCAGACUACUGGAUGCCUGUGGAUUUGUACAUCGGAGGAAAGGAGCAUGCAGUUAUGCACUUAUUCUAUGCAAGGUUUCUCAGCCAUUUUUGCCAUGACCUAAAGAUGACAAAACACAAGGAGCCUUUCCAUAAGCUCUUGGUUCAAGGUCUUAUCAAGAAUCAGACGUUCAGACUAACAACAACAGGCCAGUGUUUGAAGAGAGAGGAGGUUGAUCUCACUGGAGCUGAACCAGUUUACCGAAAAACUGGUGAGAAGCUCCAAGUUGCUUGGGAAAAAAUGAGCAAAUCUAAGCACAAUGGAAUAGACCCUAAAGAAUUAGUGAAAGAAUAUGGCAUUGACACCCUACGUCUUUACAUUCUGUUUGCUGCUCCUCCAGAACAAGAUAUUUUGUGGGAUGCUAAAACUGAUGCUAUGCCAGGUGUUCUGAGAUGGCAGACACGCCUCUGGAUGCUUGUAACCAAACUUAUUGAAGCAAGGGCUACAGGAGCUGUGCCCAAUCCUGGGCUUCUGAAUAAGAAAGAGAAGGCUGAAGCCAGAAAGAUCUGGGAUCAGAAGAAUCUGGUGAUAUCUGAGGUAACAGAGUACUUCACGAAGGAUUAUUUGUUCAAUGCAGCUAUUUCUCGAUUGAUGAGCCUCACUAACGUACUCCAUCAAGCUUCUCAGCCUCUUAUUCUCCACAGCACAGAAUUUGAAGAUGCCUUGGCUACGCUCUGCAUCAUGGUUGCACCUAUGGCUCCGCACAUUGCAUCAGAGAUGUGGAAAGGUUUGGCACACAUGCAGAAUAAACUUUGUACUCAUCAUCACUGGGAUGUUGAUGUGCUGCAUCAGUCCUGGCCCAAAGUAGACCCAGAGUACCUUCAGCCAUCAGAUGUUGUGGAGAUGUCUGUUCUGAUCAAUAACAAAGCUUGUGGCAAAGUUUUUGUGCCUCAGCAAGCAGCCCGCAAUUUUGAAGAAGUCCAUGAACUAGUUCUUCAAAGUGAACUUGGAGUCAAGCAUCUCCAGGGACGAACCAUUAAAAAGGCCUUUCUGUCUCCCAGAACUGCCCUCAUCAACUUCUUAGUGCAAGAAUAGCAAAGGCUUUGCUGGGCUGUUAAAGGGAACUGGAAUCUUUCGAGAUGAAACCCAUUCAAAAAUACCAGUUAUGGUUAUUUAAAUCUCAUGUAACGGUGGGGAAGAAAUGUUAUUAAAAUCAGGUCGCUGCUAAAUCUUCGUUCCGGCGUGAAGAAAUGCACAAAAUUAAAGUUUCUUUAUGGGGUCCCAGUGAGAUGCUGUUUCUCCUGUAUUCUCUGAGAGAAUGAGAAGGAGGCACAGAAGAACUAAACGAUUGUAACAGAAUGUAAAUUAUACAAAGCGCAGGGGUUUUAGUGUCAGCCUCAGGAAUAUAUCCUAUUGGAAAGUUGGCUUGGCUAAAAUGCAAUGGCAUAAAUAUGAUUCCAGGACUAAACAACCGCCCUGAAUAUGUGCUACACCAAAAUUUAGGUGUGCUACAAUCAGUCUUUGCUGCCUAUAUCUCAUGUUUGGGUACUGUACCGUUAACUAACAUUUUAAGUUGUGAGAAAAUGUUACUACAGAGUGUUAAUUUUAAAAAGGAUUUGUUUAGCACUGGCCAGUGGCCUUCGGCACAGCAGGUAUCCAGAAUUAGGGUGGUCUGAUACAUUUCACCUACGUUUCAGAGCCAAGCCAAGAAAAAGGUCAGAUUAAUUAGCCAAUCCCUGCCUUAGCCAGGAUCCUCCUUCCUCACUGGCAUAUUUCUGUUGGCUCAUACAUGAUUCAGCUUCAGCUAAGUGCUGGCUGUUUCUUCUGCACAGAGCAGAAUGGCAGUUAUUUCCUACGCAUGAGCCACCUCAGAGACCUUUGGGGAGGAUUCAAGUAAGGGAUGAGUUGGCUGCUGGAAAUGCAGCAGUGAAGGCAGACAGCAUGAUUUUUGCCUCUACUCCUAGUUCUUGUAGUGCCUAGAUCAUAAAACUUGAAUAAAAAUUCUUUCUUUUUUUCGAGGGCUUCAUGAAGUGGAAAUAGACAUCAUGUUUCUAAAAAUCAAUCAGACUUUCAUAAAACACAAAGCCAUUCUCAUGCCUCAUUUCAGCCAUUUUAUUUGUACACUCUAUUGCUGUUAUAUCCACAUGGAAAUGUUUAGUGUAUUUAGCAAAUGCUUGAAAAAGGGUUUCCAAAGAGACAAUUACAGGGUUCAUUGUGUAAGAAUUUCUUUUCUUUAACAGCCAUUAAACUAAGUCAUCCAAUAAGUCAGCCAUUUAUGAGCCAUUCUGACAGUUACGAAGUCGGCAAUGGGAACCAGCUAGGCAAAUACAGAGGUCUAUAUUAACCCUCCAGCCCAGCAGUCACCCAGAAUGUGUAUUAGAUUAAGAGGAAAUCAACAAAAAUAUCCCAUGUAACAGUAAAUAAGUCCAACAGAUUCUAAGCAGCUAGGAUCAAGAUAGAUCACACUGCAGUGUGAUCUACCAUUUUGGCUUUGUGCAGUUUUGGUACCUAAGAUCUAGCUGCGUAACAGAGAUGUGAGGCUCAGCGACCAGAUUCAGCUCUACAUGUCCCUACUUCUGCAACAAAACUCCUCUGAUUUCUGCUUCCUCCUGGACCGCACUUGUGCAGAUUUUCUCUCCAGCAGUCCUUUGACACAAGAAUGACUAAGAAAUGGAAUAUUUAUAAUGGAGAUACGGUCUUUGCAAUUUUAAGACUCCAAAAAUCUUAGCCACAAAGGAAUGCAUUCAGAGAUUGAAACACAGGCCUUUAGUUGGAGUUAAAAUAAUUUGAAUUCCAGUGUCUGCCUGACCUAUAUGUUGUUAUAAAUUCAUAGAACUCCUGUUCAGAAGCCCCUAAAAGGACUGUGAAAGAGAUCUUUUAAAGUAAAAUCUGUAGCAGAGCACAGUCCUGCUUUUUUUUCUGUAUAAAAGUUUAACACACCCUGUGGAGCCAUUUUAACAGCGUUUUUCUUGGGGGCAGAAGGUGACAUGUUUAGUGUAAAUAAAACCUUUAAAAAUUUGCAAGGAUGAAGAAAGAUGUUGUAAGUCCAGCAGCCCUAUGGUGCCUUUAAACAAAACUGCAGUCACUCCAGGGCCGAGCAGCAGCCCACAGAGUUUAUUGCUGUUAGCACUGGCCGGUAUUUGCUCUUGCCAGAGGAAGUGAAUUGUGGAUGUCACUUGGUGAUUCAGGCAAAAAUCAAAAUAAGGAAUGGACUCGUACGUGCUAAAAAAGGAAAGGUAGUGAACAGCAGUGGCACAAAAAGUGUAUGAUCAGAAGUCACACCAGCGCGUUUACAGCAAGUUGAGAUUCGGUGUGGUCUAAAGGAUACAAAACAGGCGGUGAAAAAAGUGAGUGAGAUGAUGCAGUAAGUCUGACAGAGCCUCAUCCCCUGGUAAGUGUAUGUUUGAAAGAUGGCAGAGGCGCCAGCGGUGGGGUUGUGCAGUUGUCCUGACAGCUGCUGACACGUCUCAUAAGGUUGACCUGCCCUGAAGCACAAUUGCCGUUUGUCUAACGAUAAUUGUGACUCACAGGUUUGGUCUGUGCCUGGAUGGGACCGACACUGAUACACAGGCUGUAGCCUGUUACGAAGCCUUUUUAAAAUAACAUAUUGCAGACGCCUCUUGCUUAUUUAACAGUUGUUACUUCCGUCACAGUACAGAUGCAUCUUUAUCCUGAAGGUGGAAUAAAGCGUUGUCACAGAUUGUGUGCCCUUGAGGAGUUCAGGAGCUAAAUAGUAUGGGAGAUUUAAAUCUGGACAGGGAUACCUGAGGAGUGAGAAGGAAAAGCACUGACGGGCAAUCAGUCAAAUUGCACUGUUUGUCACGCACAUUGAAAUGGAUAUGGUGCCACUGUUCUUAGUCCAUGAAGUGAUAAGCCAAAGAUGAUGUGGGAGAUUUGCUAAACCCAGUAGGAUAGACCCAGGACAAACUACCCCAAGAAACGGAUCCACGACAUGGAAGGGGUAUUCCCUGCAUCCUAUCGCUCAUGGUGAUAGAAGACUGGUCAUGGCACUGAUCCAGUCUGUAUCAGGUUUCUAUUUUAAAUAAUACAAAAUUUUAAAAAGAAUUACUAUUAUGCUUUCUACCCCAAAAUCAUAACCCCAAAUUCAUGUAACUGAAUUUCCAAAAUGUCCAGCCUUCAAACACUGGUGCUGGAAAAAUAAAAAUUGGCAAAGUUCUGAAAGGUUACUAAGAA
Messenger RNA from Phalacrocorax carbo (great cormorant), 5929 nucleotides. The record is from RefSeq and is a predicted model, not a curated record. Lineage: Eukaryota; Metazoa; Chordata; Aves; Suliformes; Phalacrocoracidae.